AUGCAGAAUGGUACGUAUCUAAGAAACGGACCGGGCCUAUGGAUCGGAGACCACGACUUCCGACAUCUCUUUGACGGCUACUCCACACUAGUCAAGCUAGAGUUCGACGACGGUCGUAUAUUCUCCGGCCACCGUCUCCUUGAAUCCGACGCCUACAAAUCCGCCAAGAAACACAAGAACCUCUCUUACCUUGAAUUCUCCGAGACUCCAAAACCGUCCAGAAGCAACUUCAAGAACCCUUUCUCAGGCGUCGGAGAGAUCGUCAAACUUUUCUCUGGCGAUUCUUUAACGGACAACGCCAACACGGGAGUGAUCCUGACUCAAAAAGGAUCGAUUCUUGUCGACCAUUAUACGUUAGAGACGAUAGGGAAGUUCAAAUACGACGACCGUUUGUGUGAUCGCAUGAUCCACUCGGCGCAUCCGAUCGUGACGGAGACGGAGAUGUGGACGUUGAUACCUGAUCUUGUUAAGCCUGGCUACCGGGUCGUGAGGAUGGAGGCAGGGUCGAAUAAAAGGGAGGUUGUGGCUCGGGUUAAGUGUCGUUCCGGGUCGUGGGGACCCGGGUGGGUUCAUUCGUUUGGGGUGAUGGAAAAUUAUGUUUUGAUACCGGAAAUGCCCUUGAGGUAUUCGGUGAGGGAUCUGCUUAGAGCUGAGCCUACGCCGUUUUACAAGUUUGAGUGGUGUCCUAAUAACUACGGAGCUUUUGCUCAUGUCAUGUCCAAACACACCGGAGAAAUCAUGUGGACGUUGAUACCUGAUCUUGUUAAGCCUGGCUACCGGGUCGUGAGGAUGGAGGCAGGGUCGAAUAAAAGGGAGGUUGUGGCUCGGGUUAAGUGUCGGUCCGGGUCGUGGGGUCCAAUGGCUGAGAUUUAUGGUUGA
Molecule: messenger RNA, 879 nt
Organism: Brassica napus (rape)
Lineage: Eukaryota; Viridiplantae; Streptophyta; Magnoliopsida; Brassicales; Brassicaceae
Product: carotenoid cleavage dioxygenase 8, chloroplastic-like
Exons: 2
Coding region: 1-879 (292 amino acids)
Biological process (GO): carotene catabolic process
Cellular component (GO): chloroplast
Molecular function (GO): carotenoid dioxygenase activity
Source: RefSeq, a predicted model, not a curated record